Messenger RNA from Oldenlandia corymbosa var. corymbosa, 411 nucleotides. The record is from the annotation of a GenBank genome assembly. NCBI's taxonomy places the organism in Eukaryota, Viridiplantae, Streptophyta, Magnoliopsida, Gentianales, Rubiaceae.
AUGGUGAUUGAAAUGCUGCCUGGAGAUCUACCAUUUACUAUAUUUUUGCCUUCAAUAACGGCAUUUGAACGCAUCCUUGGAUUACAUUCAAAUGAAAGCUUAGAGGGAGAAAAUGGUAGGGACACUUACGCUGUACUUACUCGGGUGUUGGGGUUUUCUGCUGUGCCUAGGAUGAUUCAUUCAGUUGAUGUUCCGCGAGAUCAGGAGAUUGAUUAUGAUUCUUUGGCCGGAUUUACCUUGUACAUUUCAAGAGAUGACGAUGGGAUGCUGCUGGUUAACAGAGUUCGAUCCGAGCAUGUGGAUUUGCAGGGGAAGAACAACCUGAUUGUGCAUAUUAUGGACGGUGUAAUCAUGGAUGCUGACUUUGAGCAGUCAGUUCUUCCCGAUGACGAUGAAGACAAUGUCGGUUAG